AUGGCCACUCUCAAGUCGCACUUUUCUCUGAGCAAGAUCGUCUUCUAUGUCCUGUGGUGGGGUCUCCAUUGGGGCUUGUUCGCCUUCGGCUGGUACAAGCAAGCAUCAGAUCCUCGACUAGCUGGUCUGAACACUCUCACCUUUUCAGUAUGGAUGUCUCGAGGCGCCGGCCUCGUACUGUCGUUCGAUGUCCUGUUCAUCCUGCUGCCCAUGUGCCGCAACCUGAUGCGCUUCAUUCGACCCAAGUUCAAGUUUCUUCCUCUGGACGAGACGAUAUGGUUCCAUCGGCAAUGUGCCUACGCCAUGCUAGUUUUCACAAUCGUUCACGUCACUGCUCACUACGUCAACUUUUUCAACGUCGAACAGUCUCAAAUUCGACCGGUGACGGCCAUUCAGAUUCAUUAUACCCAGCCUGGUGGCAUCACAGGUCACAUCAUGCUUUUAUGCAUGCUGCUUAUGUACACCACUGCACACCACAAGAUUCGACAGCAAUCCUUCGAGACAUUUUGGUACACCCACCACCUCUUUAUCCCUUUCUUGCUGGGUAUGUACACCCACGCUACGGGCUGCUUCGUCCGUGAUACAGCACUACCAUUUUCUCCAUUCGCUGGAAAGCCGUUCUGGACCCAUUGCAUCGGAUACCAGGGUUGGCGAUGGGAACUUUGGGGGGGUGGCCUUUAUUUGUUUGAACGUCUCUGGAGAGAAAUUCGAGCCAGAAGGGAAACCAAGAUUUACAAGGUCAUCCGCCAUCCUUAUGACGCGAUGGAAAUCCAAUUCCAGAAACCCAGCAUGAGAUACAAGGCUGGUCAGUGGCUCUUCAUCAACGUACCAGCGGUAUCGGGCCAGCAGUGGCAUCCUUUCACAAUCACAUCUUGCCCCUUCGACCCUUACAUCUCAAUUCAUGUCCGGCAGGUGGGCGAUUGGACCAAGGCUCUUGGUGAUGCACUUGGUUGUGGACCUGCUCAGGCCAAACAAUUCUCCGACAUGGAAAGCAACGGAAUCUACGAGAUCGCCCUCUCGGCAGGGCAGGAAAUGCCCGCCAUCCGUAUUGAUGGACCGUACGGUGCCCCUGCCGAGGACGUUUUCGACAACGAAAUUGCCGUGCUCAUUGGUACAGGCAUUGGUGUCACGCCUUGGGCAUCUGUACUCAAACACAUCUACAACAUCCGCGCUGGACCCAACCCGCCACGCCGACUCAAGCGUGUCGAGUUCCUCUGGGUCACUCGGAGCAUCGAGUCCUUUGAAUGGUUCCAGACGCUGCUGUCUUCUCUCGAACAACAAUCAGCCGAGGCUGCACAGUCUGUCGGCGGUCCCGAAUUCCUCCGCAUCCACACAUACCUCACACAGAAGGUGGACCAGAACACUGCUGCCAACAUCUACCUGAACACCGUGGGCAACGCCGUCGAUCCCUUGACGGAGCUCCGCACCAAGACUCAAUACGGCCGACCGGACUUCAAGCGUCUCUUCGGGGCCAUGCGCGACGGCCUCAUGGACCAGACAUACCUCGACGUGGGCAAGGAGGGUAGCAUCACUGCACAGAUGAAGGCCACGGUCGGUGUGUACUUUUGCGGUCCCGGAGCGGCAGCCCGCGAGAUCAAGGACGCGUGCAAGUACACCAGCAACGAUCUGGUCAAGUUCCGAUUCUGGAAAGAGCAUUUCUAAACGAAGCGUUUGGGAGCGGGAUGUCUUGUCAUGGAGUUUUCCGAGCGAACUUAGGUUCUUUAGCCUGUUCAGACGUUCCUGACAUCCUUUUCCUCAUUGAUCAUUUCAUUGUACAGGGCUUGAAAGCGGAGUUGAAUAUUUUAUUGUUUUUUUACGUCUGCCCAGCGAAGCGAAGCGAAAGAGAGAUACCACGAGAUGAAGGCGAGGCCGUCGAACAAAGAUGGAGCCAGGAAGCUUUUCAUGUACCAACAGCAUUCUUACGAUUUGGCUAUGAGACAGUCUGAAGUGACG
Molecule: messenger RNA, 1953 nt
Organism: Exophiala xenobiotica
Lineage: Eukaryota; Fungi; Ascomycota; Eurotiomycetes; Chaetothyriales; Herpotrichiellaceae
Exons: 2
Coding region: 1-1662 (553 amino acids)
Biological process (GO): defense response; superoxide anion generation
Cellular component (GO): NADPH oxidase complex; plasma membrane
Molecular function (GO): superoxide-generating NAD(P)H oxidase activity
Source: RefSeq, a predicted model, not a curated record